CCCAAACAAACGGGUUGUUGAUUUUGCUGUUUGUGCCGUUUUAAAAAACCUCUUCUUCGUGAGCUGAAAGUCAUUUUCUUCUCGUUCACAGACGUUGCUUCCAGUCACGAUGAGGAGCUCUGUGGUGUUCUGCCUGGCUGUCAGCUUUGCCAUGUUUGGAUGUGGCCUCUCUCUGCUGUGUUACUCCUGCCCUGAAGGAUCCACCGAGAGCUGUGAAGUCCAACAGGAGUGUAGCCAAGGUGAAGACAGCUGCCUCAAACUCACCAGUGGUGAAAAUACCUACACUCAUUGUGUGAGGUACGCAGAUUGCGACUUCAGGACUCUGGGAUCCAGAUAUUAUCGCCUCUCUAGUUUCACCUUCUCCUGCUGUCAGUCAAAACUCUGCAAUGGCCCCAAAAAAAGUGGAAUAGGUCAGACACUUAAGGAACUUCUUGGUUAAGAAAAAGUAUCAUGUGGAAACUGUUAAACACUCAACAAUAAAGUCUGAAUAAAAACA
Molecule: messenger RNA, 496 nt
Organism: Dicentrarchus labrax (European seabass)
Lineage: Eukaryota; Metazoa; Chordata; Actinopteri; Moronidae
Product: CD59 glycoprotein-like
Exons: 4
Coding region: 110-439 (109 amino acids)
Source: RefSeq, a predicted model, not a curated record